AUGGAUGACAAAUCUCGUUGCCACAUACGCAAGAGCAGCCUAGUCGGCAUGUUACACAAGUCAAAUAAUCGGGAGUUUUUUAACAGUGCUUACAGCAAAAUGAUGAAGCUGCAGACUUAUGCUGGACUCAGUGUGAUUGCCACACUGGCUGUCAUCUAUCAUGCCUUUAGUAGUCGAGGACAGUUCUAUCCAGCAACAGUCUAUCUUUCUACCUCCAAAGUCUGUUUAGUGCUUCUUCUCAACAUGGGUUUGGUGAUCAUGUGCAUUAUGUGGCAGCUAACAAAACGAAUCUUUCUUGGUUCUCUUCGAGAAGCAGAGAUUGAGAGGCUGAAUGAGCAAUCAUGGAGAGAAGUUAUGGAAAUCCUUUUUGCCAUCACUAUAUUCCGCCAGGACUUCUCUGUUAUGUUUCUUGCCAUGGUUACUGCUCUUUUACUUAUCAAGUCUUUGCAUUGGUUGGCUCAAAAGAGAGUUGAAUACAUUGAAACAACUCCAACUGUUCCCAUGUUGUCUCACAUCCGGAUUGUUUCUUUCAUGGGAUUCCUUCUCCUUGUAGACUCUCUUUUUCUAUAUAACUCAGUGAAGUAUUUGAUACAAACCCGACAAGCUUCAGUUUCUCUUUUCUUUUCAUUCGAGUACAUGAUAUUGGCUACAACAACAAUAUCUACAUUUGUGAAAUACGUUUUCUAUGUGAGUGACAUGCUUAUGGAAGGACAAUGGGAGAAAAAAGCUGUGUACACAUUCUAUUUGGAGCUUAUUCGCGACUUGCUACACUUAUCUCUGUAUCUCGGCUUUUUCCUUGUAAUCUUUGUUAACUAUGGUGUGCCACUGCACUUGAUCCGGGAGCUAUACGAGACAUUCAGAAACUUCAAACUGAGAAUUGCUGAUUACAUUCGUUAUCGAAAGAUCACAUCAAAUAUGAAUGAUCGGUUUCCAGAUGCAACACCUGAAGAGUUGAACGCAAGUGAUGCAACCUGCAUUAUCUGUAGAGAGGAGAUGACUACAGCAAAAAGACUAGUCUGUGGGCAUCUUUUCCAUGUACACUGCCUCAGGUCUUGGUUGGAGAGACAACAUACAUGUCCCAUUUGCAGAGCACUUGUUAUACCAAAUGAGAGUGGGACAACCACAACAAGGUCUCGACCUGGAGCUCAUCGUCAAGGAGCGAACUCAGCUACUACAUCAUCUCAAGAACGAACUGGUGAUGGUGCAGAAAGUGGGAAUAUCAGCAGGCAUCAAAAGAGAGUCCAAGCAGCAGCAGCAGCCGCCUCAAUAUAUCAAAAAUCUUUUGUUUACCCUUCUCCAAGCUCUUUACCAUGGUCAUCUGGAUAUGGUGUGCUUCCGAACAAUUCCACACCUGGAAACAAUAUUGGUGAAAAUGACAAUUCAGUUGGAAACUUGCCAUCUUUUCAGUUCCCACAUUCGGGUUUCAUGCCGGUUCAUGCCCCUGGUGGGAGUCCUAACCAUGAGCUGCAGGUGUCCGUGUCUCAACUUGAGGCCCAGAAAAAAAUAAUUCAGCAUCAGAUUGAGGUGUUGCAAAAUCAGCUUGAGCGCUUACAGAAGCCAGCAUCUGCAUCUGAGAAAAGCCCAGUCACAGAAUCCACCAGCAGCAGCGGCGGCGGUGGCGGCAGCUGGACGGUGGCUGCUUCUGAUAGCAAAGGGAAGGCGGUUUCAUCAUCAUCAUCAUCGUCGUCUAUGGUGGUUUCUGGUGGUGUGGCUGAUAAUCGAGAUGAAGGGAGCUUUACACCAUUGUAGAUGCAGGAAGUAUUAUUGUGGAUAUGAUAUUAUAGAGAGGGGAAAAGGAACAAUAGAUUUUGUUGCAACAGCAUUAUUAGAUUUUGUUUUUUGUUUUUGUUUCUGUAUGUGU
This is a messenger RNA of Lactuca virosa, 1861 nucleotides long. Lineage: Eukaryota; Viridiplantae; Streptophyta; Magnoliopsida; Asterales; Asteraceae. The record is from the annotation of a GenBank genome assembly.